AUGACGUCGAGAACGCGGCCGGCGCCGCCGCUGACAGCCCUAUGUCGGCGAGUCAUUCUACGUCACAUUUCGACUCUGUACGAUGUAGGGGACAUGCCCUACCGAGUUGCAGCACCCCUCUUGCAGCAGUGCAAACCGGAGCAGCUGCGCAUGAUCGAGGAGGCUUCACCCCACCUGCUCGAGCAUACGAACGAUAUUUGGCAACGUGCUUGUCUUCGCGACUUUUCCGAGCUGCGCAAGGCACAAAAGGACGGCACGCUAGAAGCGCCGCCCAGCUGGCGCGCCUUGUACCUGACCAAGCAGCAACAAACAGAAGAAGCCAAGGCCCUCGCUACAGCACGCAUCAAGGGCCGGUAUGCCGAGCACAGCGCACAAAAAGAUGCGAAAAAACUUGUCGUGUCUAACGUCCCUAUACCCACUCACCGCCGCGCUCGGCGGCCCGCGCCGUCCCGGCCAUCCACGCCAUACGAGUCCAAGGGACGAUCCAUGCUGCUCAAGGCACGCACAGGCCUCGCGAUGCGGACGCGCCAGAUGAUGCGCCCCCGCGGCUUGCGCCCGCCGCGCCGCACACCUCCCUCGUCUCGUCCAUAG
This is a messenger RNA of Malassezia restricta, 591 nucleotides long. RefSeq names its product TBC domain protein. The record is from RefSeq and is a predicted model, not a curated record. Lineage: Eukaryota; Fungi; Basidiomycota; Malasseziomycetes; Malasseziales; Malasseziaceae. Gene Ontology annotation, cellular component: nucleus; elongin complex. The transcript has 3 exons. The coding region runs from base 1 to 591 and encodes 196 amino acids. Gene Ontology annotation, biological process: transcription elongation by RNA polymerase II.